GAGACCGAUGCUGUUAAGAGCGAGAGGGCCUGAAGAAGGUGGGGAGUGAGGCUGAAGGUGUCUCAGGCUUUGGGAACGGGAGGGGGUGUAGGGAAGAGGUACAGGGGGAUUCCUGAGUGCUGGCUCUGAAACCUGAGGCCGCUUGUGCUUUGGCUUCCUGUCAACCCCAGCUGUGCAUGGUAGGGUUUGUCCCUCACCUCACCUCGAAUCCAUGAGAGCCUAGGAGAGGGCAUUUCGCUUUUCCUGCGUCUGGGAGCCCCUGAGACUUUGCCCUUUGCCCUUUGACAUGUGUGCAGCUUCUGCUACUCCAGAUAUGGAGGACUUGAAUAAAAGAGACCAACCAUUCAUGACAAUUCAGAAAAACGAUAGCUCAGAUAAUCUGGUGUUCCGAAUGAAAAAUGGAAUGAGAGGCACCAAGUAUAAACCAGUAGACUAUCAACAGUUGCAAGCAUUAAUGGAAGCAAAAAAAUUAGCUUCUGCCUCUGUAGAGCUAAAGAUCAGGAAAGCAGAGCAGACUUCAAAGAUAUCUAAGGAACAAACACUAAUAAAACAACACAAGCAAGUGUGGUGGCAGGAACACCAACGGCUAACUGAUGUCAGAUGUAAAAUGGAAUCUGAAAUUAAAUCCUUUCUCAGUAAAGAGAACAUUGGAAAUGAAUGUCUUUCUGACCUUACAAAUUUUGAACAAGAGUUAUCAGAACAAUGGUACACAUAUCUUAAAAAUGUGAUAAAUCCUAUUCAGCAGCUGAGAGCAGAUCUGAAAUACAGACAGCAUCACAUUUCACAGUAUUCAUACUCACAUAUUGUGCUUAACUCAGUGAAAGUACUGGAAGAGAUUGACUUCGUGAAGAAACAAUUGACUGCUGUCUUUGAAAGACUUAGUCUGGAGCAACAGAAAAUAGAAAAUUAUCUUUCAGACUGGAGUAUGAAGAUACUAGAUUAUUCUUCAGAAGAAAGAAGUAAACUGCUUAGUGAACUGCCCAUGGAAUUAGAAACUUUGGAAUGCCCAUACCCUGAUUUGAAAUCUUCAAUUCUUCAUGAGUUCUGUAACUUUACAGAGAAAUAUAAAAAAAAACUUCAAGACUUUGAUCUGCAGUUAGAAGACAUAUCCAGAAACUUCCAGUUAAGUGAGGAAGACCACUGGAUUUACCAGGCUGUUUUGGAUCAGUAUCCUGGAGAUCUCUGUGGCAGAAGAACUCUGUAUCUGAACAUGUUACAAAGAUAUUUUCCUCACAAAUCCAGGCAUGAUUUGGUGGAACAUGAGAAAUAUUGUGAUCAAUAUCACUUUGCCAGGGAGCAACGAAGGAUCCUGAUAUCAAAUUGGAAUAAGAACAGGAGAGACUUUAUCCAGAAGGCUGUGCUGACCCUUGCCGAGGCCUGUGCAGCACACACAAUGGAGGACACGUUGGCUAAGGACAGGAGAAAGCAACAGGAACUGUGUGCUCAUCUGAAAGCCAAGGUUCUUCAUUGGCGAGCCCACCAGGAAGAGGUAGCAAGACUGGAAAUGGAAAUUUCUGCCAGGAGAAGAGAAAAGGAGAAGGAGAAGGAGAAAUUAUGGAAGGAGAAGGAAUUGUUACAAAGAGCAGAGAAGAAAAAGAAAAUAAGAAAAUACUGGGCUAAAAAAGAGCAGAAGUGGCAAGAAAUGGAAAUGAGAGAUCUUCAGCGUCUGGAAGAACUGAAGAAAUUAAUGGCUGAACAAUCAGUGAAAGACAGAGAAAGGGUUAAAUAUAGACAAGAAUUACUGGAAAAGCGUUUGAUGGAGAAAAAAGAAGUGGCCCUUCAAGAAGCUCAUGAAGAAGAAGAGCGAGAGAGGCGGCUAGAAGCCCUUAGGAAACAGGUUGCUAUUGUUGCUCAGUUUGAUCCUGUUAGAAUGAUGUCAGAUACAACCGCAUCAAAAGCAAGGAUGGGUAUUGGAAUUGAAGAAGAAUUUAUUCUUCAAAAACCACUCUUUACAAUGAAUACAUACAAUGAAUACCAGAUAAUUUCUGACCCUAGACUCCGUUUCGAGUUAGCGCUUCGAGAAGCUGGACUUCAUAAAACAUUUUAUGCCAAAGAGAUAUUACCAAAAAUCAGUCCUCGAAAACCUCCAAGAAAGGACAUGGAGUCUACUGUAUUUAAAAUCUAGAGUUCAUCUGCAAAUCCUAUUAUAUGUAAAUAAGAUUUUUCUUUGAAAACAAACAUUUAUAUGGAUAACAAUUACUACUUUCUAAAAACUUUUUAAAUAUCAGAUAUAGAAAUCAAAGCAUUCAUUAAAACAUCUUUGUCUUUUAUGA
Molecule: messenger RNA, 2273 nt
Organism: Odobenus rosmarus divergens (Pacific walrus)
Lineage: Eukaryota; Metazoa; Chordata; Mammalia; Carnivora; Odobenidae
Gene: CCDC148
Product: coiled-coil domain containing 148
Exons: 15
Coding region: 287-2125 (612 amino acids)
Source: RefSeq, a predicted model, not a curated record